Messenger RNA from Dioscorea cayenensis subsp. rotundata (Guinea yam), 1595 nucleotides. RefSeq names its product actin-7-like. Lineage: Eukaryota; Viridiplantae; Streptophyta; Magnoliopsida; Dioscoreales; Dioscoreaceae. The record is from RefSeq and is a predicted model, not a curated record. Bases 165 to 1298 code for a protein of 377 amino acids. The transcript has 5 exons.
GGUGCAAGUCGUGGAAAACCAUUCGUUUCUCUUAUCUUUUCCCACAUUGCCCACCCUAUAUAAACCCCUCUUCUCUCCAUCAUUCCUCUCCAUCAGAGAGCCCCUUUCGCAUCUCCGCAACAACCGCCUUCUCUGAUCGCCUUCUCCGACGAGUGUUGUAGAAAAUGGCUGACACUGAGGAUAUUCAACCACUUGUCUGUGACAAUGGAACUGGAAUGGUGAAGGCUGGUUUUGCUGGUGAUGAUGCUCCUAGGGCUGUAUUUCCUAGCAUAGUUGGUCGACCUCGCCACACUGGUGUCAUGGUUGGGAUGGGACAGAAAGAUGCUUAUGUGGGUGAUGAGGCCCAGUCCAAAAGAGGUAUUCUCACUUUGAAGUACCCAAUUGAACAUGGGAUUGUCAGCAACUGGGAUGACAUGGAAAAGAUCUGGCAUCACACAUUCUACAAUGAGCUCCGUGUUGCUCCUGAGGAACACCCUGUGCUUCUCACUGAAGCCCCUCUUAACCCCAAGGCAAACAGAGAGAAAAUGACUCAAAUCAUGUUUGAGACUUUCAAUGUGCCUGCAAUGUAUGUUGCUAUUCAGGCCGUUCUAUCCCUCUACGCCAGUGGUCGUACAACAGGUAUUGUGCUCGACUCUGGUGACGGUGUCAGUCAUACCGUUCCAAUUUAUGAAGGCUAUGCCCUCCCCCAUGCCAUACUUCGCUUGGAUCUUGCUGGCCGUGAUCUCACAGAUGCCUUAAUGAAGAUCCUCACCGAGAGAGGCUAUUCAUUUACUACAACAGCUGAGCGGGAAAUUGUGAGAGACAUCAAAGAGAAGCUGGCAUAUAUCGCUCUUGAUUACGAACAAGAGCUUGAGACAGCCAAGAGCAGCUCAUCUGUGGAGAAGAGUUACGAACUUCCUGAUGGGCAGGUAAUUACUAUCGGUGCCGAGAGAUUCAGGUGCCCUGAGGUUCUCUUCCAACCCUCAUUGAUCGGCAUGGAAGCUGCUGGAAUCCAUGAGACAACAUACAACUCUAUCAUGAAGUGUGAUGUGGAUAUCAGAAAAGACCUCUAUGGUAACAUUGUGCUCAGUGGUGGUUCAACUAUGUUCCCCGGCAUUGCUGAUAGAAUGAGCAAGGAAAUCACUGCACUCGCUCCGAGCAGCAUGAAGAUCAAGGUUGUUGCUCCACCUGAGCGUAAAUACAGUGUCUGGAUUGGUGGUUCCAUCCUUGCAUCCCUCAGCACUUUCCAACAGAUGUGGAUUUCGAAAGGUGAAUACGACGAGUCCGGUCCAUCGAUUGUUCAUCGGAAAUGCUUCUGAGGUUUUCCAGCUUGGAGUUAUGUCUAUCUAAAUGGUCUACAAGUGAUUUGAUGCAUGUUUGUUUAGGCCAAAUUGUGAUGUCUCUACUUAAUUGUUUUCAGGGAUAUCACAAACACUUUCCUCUUCUAUUAUUAUGUUCUUCUCUAUGUUUUAUGUUUUCUGAGGCUGAUUGGUGGUGUGAAUUUGUCUGUGUUUUUAUUUUAUAUCAGUGUUCUGGGCUUGUAUCAGAUAUAUUAUGUAAACACUUCAAACAUUUAGACUUGUUAGUAGCUGAUGGUUUGCUAUGUUUCUUUUUUA